GUAGUGUAAUUACGUCAUAAUAAGAGGUUGGUCAAUAUAGGCAGAGUCAUAAUAAACGGAUUAUACUGUAUUGUUCUAUAGCCGAUUACAAUGAUCGUUUUUAGGCGAAAUGUCCUAGGUUAUUAGAAUUAGACUCUAUAAGAAAAGGUUUAGUUGUAUUAAGAUACAUAUUUUAUUUCAAUAAAAUAUAUAAAACACUAUGACUUUAAUAAUAUUCAUCCAAAAAGGGAUUCUAAAAUCUUUGAGAGAAUUCAAAGGAUUUUUCUGAUGAUUUUGAUCUUGGGUAUAAUCAAAAUCAUAAGUGGACAUACUAAUGAUUGAACUAGAAAUAUGACUUUGACAUUGCAUUGCGGCGCGGUGGUGUGUUUUUGAAACUCUUUGUUUUAUAUGUAAACCAACGUGAACUUGAGAUACAUAAUAAACCCGUGUGGAAUAUAAUUUGUAUUUAAUUAUACAUGUGCCGUAUUAAUUAUGGAUACACGCGAAAUAUUGACUCUACAAUUUGGCCACUACUCUAAUUUUAUUGGAGCACAUUUCUGGAAUUUACAAGAACUCAGUUUUGACUACACUGGGACGGUAAAAACUGAAGUUAAUCAUGAUAUUUUAUAUCGAGAGGGGCAGACUUCCAACAGAGAAGUAACUUAUACUCCUAGAUUAUUGCUUGCUGAUUUGAAGGGAUCGUUAAAAACUUUACCUGAAACUGGUGGUUUGAGCAAUGAUUUGGAAGACUGUGAGGUGCCUUGGGAUACUGUUGAAAAAAUUGAACAGCCUGCUGCAGACAAGAAUGAGUACCUUAAACACAUAGACUCUGAUGAGGUGCCGUCGACAGCCAUUGAACAAAACAAUUACAACUUUGACCAGAAUGUAAAAACUUGGACUGACUAUUUAUAUCCUAGAUUCCAUUCCAGAACUGUAAACAUUGUCAAGGAGUAUCAAUAUGGUAAUGAAACUGAAUGUUUUGACAUAUACAACAAAGGUACAAAUGUAUGGAAAUCAGACUUUGGUGAUACAUUCAGUGAUUCCAUUAGGAAAUAUGUUGAAGAGUGUGAUAGCAUACAAGGAUUUCAAGUCAACUUUGAUUGCACAGAUGGUUUUUCAGGACUAGCACUCGCUUGUAUUGAACAUCUUUCUGAUGAAUACACAAAAUCAAUUUUGGCUUAUCCAAUAAUAGCAUCACAUUACCCAGAUAAUGAUCCUAAAACUCAAGAAGAAAGAGAUGAAUCUAACCUUAAAGACUCCUUAAGACUGGUCAAUCUAGCAUUAUCAGUGCAAGAACUAUCAGAACAUGUUUCAUUUUUUGUACCUUUGUGUACUGGAGAAACUGGAUGGAGAAAACCAGGCCGUCCUAGGGUUUUUGAACAUGUCAACUACAACCCUGAAUUAUACUAUCACUCAUCAGCUUUGUUGGCAUCAGCAAUUGACACACUGAGCCAAAAAUAUAGGCAUAAAAGUAACUUCUACACAUUAUCAGACAUCUGUGGUGAUAUGACUGGCUAUGGCAGAAAGAUGGCUGCAGCAUCUAUGCAAAUUCCACUUACAUUUAAGGAUACACAAUAUUUGAUAGAGUAUUUAAAUGAAACUACAAAACCACUAUACUCGUCUAUUACACCUAGUUGUAAGAUAGCUCCAGACAAAAUAUUCCAGUUGAUUACCAUUCGAGGUAUUCCAGAAAGUUAUUUAAAAGCUCCUCCUAAACAAGCCAAGGAGCAAAUGAAUUUGCCUGCAUACAGAUGCAAUUCUGUUAAAGAAAUGUUUGAACUGUAUUUCCAAGCUAAUAAUUUCCUUUCUGCAACAAAUGUUACAGUCUGUGACAAACCAUUGGAGUUGAAGACACCAUUCCCAAAAAUAUUUUCAGAAAAUCUUAAUGAAUAUGGCUUUGUAUCAAGUGAUGCCACUCAAGAGAAAAUUAAAUCAUGUCCUAUCAUAGCUGGAUACCAUAAUGGCAACUUCCUUACAAACAUGCUCGAAAAGUUACACAGAGAAGUGAGUAGAAUACAGUUUACAAAAUUACAUAAAUUUAGAGAGGAGGGUUUGGAAGCAGAAGACUAUAAAGAAAAAUUAAACAAAUUGGCAGAGUUCAAAGAUAAUUAUGAAGAUGAUUUUGAAUUAUAAAUAUAAUAUUAAAGUCAAAUGUACUAAGACAUGGCUGGACAACAGCCUUUCAUGAUUCUGCUUUAAGCUUUAUAUUGCAUUAUAAUAUGCUAUUACAUGUAAUAUGUACAAAUAGUUCAUUGGAUCAUAGUGAUAUUGCAAAAGGUAAACUUUAAAAACAACUAAUCCUCACUAUAAUGAUCUGGUAAUCAGAUAUUUUGACCUUUAUGGCUGUUAAAUCAAUGGUUUUGUAUAGCAUCAAAGAUUUAUCAACCUGCCUUAUCUAUUAGUUACUAAAGCAAUUACUAAACCAAAAAACAUAUUUUUGUACAAAAUGCUUUAAGAUUGUUAUGGUAAUAAAAUAAACACUUGUAAUAACUUUA
Molecule: messenger RNA, 2474 nt
Organism: Manduca sexta (tobacco hornworm)
Lineage: Eukaryota; Metazoa; Arthropoda; Insecta; Lepidoptera; Sphingidae
Gene: mst
Product: protein misato
Exons: 2
Coding region: 472-2112 (546 amino acids)
Biological process (GO): mitochondrion distribution
Cellular component (GO): cytoplasm
Source: RefSeq, a predicted model, not a curated record